Rhinopithecus roxellana (golden snub-nosed monkey) is the source of this 2726-nucleotide messenger RNA. It is a transcript of the gene PLA2G15, whose product is annotated as phospholipase A2 group XV. Lineage: Eukaryota; Metazoa; Chordata; Mammalia; Primates; Cercopithecidae. Gene Ontology annotation, cellular component: lysosome. Gene Ontology annotation, biological process: ceramide metabolic process; phosphatidylcholine metabolic process. The record is from RefSeq and is a predicted model, not a curated record. The transcript is spliced from 8 exons. Bases 253 to 963 code for a protein of 236 amino acids.
CAGGCCUCUACAAAGGACCAUGCAAGAGGCCUUCUCUACUCCGAGAGGGUCACACGGGACCUAUGGAAGGCGCCAGGAGGCAGUCUAGAGGCUGUGGGGGUCACCACGGCAGGUGGAGGCGGGCCUCGGUGCGCGGCUGCCCAUCUCCGGACCGCCCACCCGGGCACUGGCCCAUGUGUCUCCUCCCCCGGAAACGGCGAGAACCCAGAGAGCUGAACCUGCUCCCUGGACCUGCAGCGACCGUCGUACACCAUGGGCUUCCACCUCCGGCCCUACCGUGUGGGGCUGCUCCCGGAUGGCCUCCUGUUCCUCUUGCUGCUGCUAAUGCUGCUCACGGACCCAGCGCUCCCGGUCGGACGUCACCCCCCAGUGGUGCUGGUCCCUGGUGAUUUGGGGAACCAGCUGGAAGCCAAGCUGGAUAAGCCGACAGUGGUGCACUACCUCUGCUCCAAGAAGACUGAAAGCUACUUCACAAUCUGGCUGAACCUGGAACUGCUGCUGCCUGUCAUCAUUGACUGCUGGAUUGACAAUAUCAGGCUGGUUUACAACAAAACAUCCAGGGCCACCCAGUUUCCUGAUGGUGUGGAUGUACGUGUCCCUGGCUUUGGGAAGACCUUCUCACUGGAGUUCCUGGACCCCAGCAAAAGCAGCGUGGGUUCCUAUUUCCACACCAUGGUGGAGAGCCUUGUGGGCUGGGGCUACACACGGGGUGAGGAUGUCCGAGGGGCUCCCUAUGACUGGCGCCGAGCCCCAACGGCAGCCGCAGGCCUGGAAGGACAAGUAUAUCCGGGCCUUCGUGUCACUGGGUGCGCCCUGGGGGGGCGUGGCCAAGACCCUGCGCGUCCUGGCUUCAGGAGACAACAACCGGAUCCCAGUCAUCGGGCCCCUGAAGAUCCGGGAGCAGCAGCGGUCAGCUGUCUCCACCAGCUGGCUGCUGCCCUACAGCUACACGUGGUCACCUGAGAAGGUGUUUGUGCAGACGCCCACGACCAACUACACACUGCGGGACUACCGCAGGUUCUUCCAGGACAUCGGCUUUGAAGACGGCUGGCUCAUGCGGCAGGAUACAGAAGGGCUGGUGGAGGCCACGAUGCCACCUGGUGUGCAACUGCACUGCCUCUAUGGCACUGGUGUCCCCACACCAGACUCCUUCUACUAUGAGAGCUUCCCUGACCGUGACCCUAAAAUCUGCUUUGGUGACGGCGAUGGUACUGUGAACUUGAAGAGUGCCCUGCAGUGCCAGGCCUGGCAGAGCCGCCAGGAGCACCAAGUGUUGCUACAGGAGCUGCCAGGCUGCGAGCACAUCGAGAUGCUGGCCAACGCCACCACCCUGGCCUAUCUGAAACGUGUGCUCCUUGGGCCCUGACUCCUGUGCCAGGCAGGGCUGGAUGGCUCAGCUGUGGACCUACUCUUGGCCUCUGGUGCUGUCAUGGCCCAUGAGUUUCGCAGAGGUUGUGACUGACCAUUCAAGGCCCCGAGUCUUGGACUGUGAAGCGUCUGCCAUGGGCAAGUGCUGUUUGUUAUCCUUUCUCUGUGGCAGUGAAGAAGGAAGAAAUGAGAGUCUGGACUCAGGGACACUGGAUGGCAAGAAUGCUGCUGAUGGUGGAAUUGCUGUGACCUCAGGACUGGCUCCACAGGGUGGGCUGGCUGGGCCCUGGUCCCAAUCCCUACCUGGGGCCGUGUGUCCCCCCUACUCCUAUGGGCUUUUCAUACUUGCCUACUGGGCCCUGGCCCCGCUGCCUUCCUAUGAGGGAUGUUACUGUGCUGUGGUCCUGUACCCAGAGGUCCCAGGGAUGGGCUCCUGGCCCCUCGGGUGACCCUUCCCACACACCAGCCACAGGUAGGCCUGCCACUGGCCAUGGGUAGCUAGAGCUGCUGGCAUCCCUGUGGCUUAGCUGGUAGCCAGCCUGACUGGCUUCCUGGGCGAGCCCAGUAGCUCCUGCAGGCAGGGGCAGUUUGUUGCAUUCUUCAUGGUUCCCAGGCCCUGGGACAUUUCACUCCACUCCUACCUCCCUUACCGCCAGGAGCAGUCAAGCUCUGGAUUGGGCAGCAGAUGUGCCCCCAGUCCUGAAGGCUGUGUCCCAGGAGCUCUGAUUUCCUUGGAUGUGCUGUUGGCCCCAGGACUGAAGCUGCCUCCCUUCGCCCUGGGACUGUGGUUCCAAGGAUGAGAACAGGGGUUGGAGCCACGGUCUUCUAGGGACCUGUGGAGAAAGGGAAUCCAAGGAAGCAGCCAAGGCUGCUCGCAGCUUCCCUGAGCUGUACCUCUUGCUAACCCCACCACCACACUGCCACCCUGUCCUAGGGUCUCACUAGUACCCAAGUGGGUCAGCGCGGGGCUGAGCACGGGGCUGAAUGGGACCCUGAGAGAGCCAGGGGUCCCCUGAGGCCCCCCUAGGGGCUUUCUGUCUGCCCCAGGGUGCUCCAUGGGUCUCCCUGUGGUAGCAGGCAUGGAGGAGAGUCAGGGCUGCCUUCAUGGCAGUAGGCUUUAAGUGGGUGACUGGCCACAGGCUGAGAAAAGGGUACAGCCUCUAGGUGGGGUUCCCAAAGCUGCCUUCAGGCUGGACUGAGCUGCUCUCCCACAGGGUUUCUGUGCAGCUGGAUUUUCUCUGUUGCGUACAUGCCUGGCAUCUGUCUCCCUUUGUUCCUGAGUGGUGGGCCCCGCAUGGGGCUCUCAGCAGGCUGAAUCUGGAUUCUGGCAAUAAAAGUACUCUGGACGCUGUAAGGUG